This is a messenger RNA of Folsomia candida, 1437 nucleotides long. RefSeq lists its product as uncharacterized. The record is from RefSeq and is a predicted model, not a curated record. The transcript is spliced from 4 exons. Gene Ontology annotation, molecular function: acyltransferase activity, transferring groups other than amino-acyl groups. The coding region runs from base 219 to 1088 and encodes 289 amino acids. NCBI's taxonomy places the organism in Eukaryota, Metazoa, Arthropoda, Collembola, Entomobryomorpha, Isotomidae.
UGUUUGACCCAUAUGCCAUGAACACAUAUUACAUCCCAAUUUUAAUUGGCUGUGGCUAAAUAUUGAGGGAAUCUUUUAUUGGAGACGUGAGAAUAGAUAUGUUCAAUUGAUGAUUGACGAUUGCUGUUAUGGGCUGUUUCAUUUUAAGAAGUUAAUAAAUACGUGUGUUUUUUUACUAAUAUUUUAUAUUUAGUACUUUAAAUUAUUUUGAGUACAAAAUGGCAUUUACAUUAGUGAGUCCUGACAAUUAUGACACUUUGAUUAAAACUUUGGAAGGGCGACUUCCACGAUCUGCAAUGUCGUACAAUGUUCUGAAAAUGCUCCGUGGACACUUGCACCCUCCAACAAUUACUACCGAGGUGUACGCCUUCAAUGGAACUAUUGUGAAAGAACAGAACACGGACACUGUCUUUAUUUCAAUAAUUCAAUAUCGAAAAGUUUACAACGAUUACGCCGUAAUCAUCUCGUCACCUGAAAUUGUCAAUCUUGAAAUGACGAGUGCAUUAGACAAAUUAGUAGACUGGAGUCUUCCAAUAUGUUUUUGUGCUGUGGAUGAAGCAUUUUCAGAAACCGUUGCAGAAUUGUGCUUACGAAAUGGUCAGCUUGAAGCUAAGGAUCAAUGCCAGUUCAUGGCUAUGAGCAGAGAUAAAGCAGUUUCAAUUGAUGUGGAUGUGCCGAGCCUACCAGGAGGGGAAUCCAUAGUCGUAAAAGAAUUAUCGCCAGGCGAUGGCGGUCUUGUUGCGCGACGCUGGAAAUUUUCUAGCGAAGGAAGCGAGACGAUGAUUUCCGAUACCAUUAAGCACACGGGGUCGGCCGGGGUCUACGUGAGUGGGGAAUUGGUCAGCUGGGUGGUUAUUUUUGUAAUUGGGUCCAUCAAUGCGCUUUACACAGAAGACGCCCAAAGAGGAAAAGGUUACGCGGCUCUGACGAUGCGAAAGGUGUGUAAAGUGGCUGGCGACAAGGGCUUGGUUCCAAACGUGCAGGUUCAGAUUGGAAAUACAGCUUCAAAAAAGCUUAUGCACAAAGUUGGGUUAGAAGAUUCGCAUAUCGUUGAGUGGAUAAGUUACAACCCAAAUACUAGUCUAUAACCACGAUGCUUAUAUAUCGUACAAAGAAUUAACGGGUUAUGCUAUUACUUAUUUAGAAUUAUUCCUGGUAGUUUUUAAUUAGUUGAUGUAUGUAUAUGAAAAUAUGUAAAUCGAUUAUAGUUUCGUAAUCUCCACUUGGAUUGAUUAAUUUAUAAUUAUGAUAAUUUUCAGACCAUAAGUGUUGCAAUUAUUCUAUUAUCAGCAUGUCUUACAUAUUGCGAUUUCACCAAUAAAAAUUAUGAUGGAGGUGAUUAUUCAAUCGAGACCUUCACAGAAACCAAUUUACUAAUUGUGUUUAUUUUUUACCAUGUGUCAAUAAUGACUUAAUAAAUAUUUGUAAGAAAAAAAA